Messenger RNA from Postia placenta MAD-698-R-SB12, 1264 nucleotides. RefSeq lists its product as hypothetical. Gene Ontology annotation, biological process: tetrahydrobiopterin biosynthetic process. Bases 1 to 1131 code for a protein of 376 amino acids. Lineage: Eukaryota; Fungi; Basidiomycota; Agaricomycetes; Polyporales; Adustoporiaceae. The transcript is spliced from 3 exons. The record is from RefSeq and is a predicted model, not a curated record. Gene Ontology annotation, molecular function: 4-alpha-hydroxytetrahydrobiopterin dehydratase activity.
AUGUUCAAUCCUGUUCGAUUGGCUCGCAGGAUCACGUCGACAAAAUAUACUUCUUGCACAGCGGCAUGUGCAAGAUCCUCACAACGCCCGGAAGCCUUCUCGCACAUGAAGCCUGCAGCCGACCAGGAGGAGUCGAAAACAAAGAUUGACGGUGGUACAACUUCCGCAAAGUCUGGCGCGGCCUUCCUGGGCUUUGCCUACGAUCUGCUUCGGGUAGAGCCCCGCGACAGAGAUGUCGAGCCCCAGCAAGCCGUCCCUCCACAGCCAUCGCAGCCUCAACAAGCCACCCCUUCAGAGCUACCGCAGCCUCAACAGGCUACCGCUCCAGAACCAUCGCAGCCCCGACAAGCUACUCCUCUAGAACUAUCGCAGCUCCAACAAGCCGCUCCUCCAGAGCCAUUAUUGUCCUUCGACCUCCCGCCUUUGCCUGAACUCCCUGACAAACCAAAGUAUCCGUGCCCGUACCUGACCGACGCGGAGAUCACAACCUACUUGGUGCCCCUCUACAAGCGAGGAUGGACCGUACAGAGUUCCAACAAAGCCGCUCGGCAAGGCCACCCCAGCGUUGCCCCAGCGCUUGUCAAGCGGUUUCUCUUUCUCAAACAACGCGGCUACGCCAAUUUGCAGUUCACGGAGGACAUCGAGCGGUUUCAGAAGGACGAGGACCAUCAUUGUUCCGUAUUCAGACGCGGCAUGGCGCUCGUCCUGCGCACGCACACGCACACGGCGCGGCCCCUCCCCCUCGUAGGUGUGCCGCACCCGCUAAAGGUCCGCCCAGGUAUCACCCUGCGCGAUGUGCGCCUCGCCAUCCUAGUCGAACGUGCGUUCGAAGUGCACCUCGUGCGUGGCACGGGCGAUCCCCGCACGAUGCGGGCUGACACCCGACCGGCGAUGUGCCCGCUUACGAUGCAAGACAUGGAGGAGCGCCGCCUGCCUUACGAUGCCAUCCGGCAUCGGCAGGGAUGCCCCGUGUGCGGGUCGAAGAAGCAUCUCAAGGGCGAGUGCCCACUGCAGUACGAGGUGAAGCCCCGACGCUUGUGCGUCCGUUGUGGCGAAAUGCACUGGGACUUCCAGUGUCCGCAAGAAAAGAAGGAGCUGGAGAGUGACGCGGGUCCGAGUUCAGCUAUUUAGCACCUUCCCAGGAUAUGACAAUUUCGAUCUAUCUACUACAUUCAUAUCUCGAUGUUCAGAUCGGUCUGGGUACACGGAAGCUAAGGCUCAAUCACAGAGCAGCAGCAUAAUAUAAAUAGCAUCUCUCACGAAA